AUGUUCCCAUCGAGGCCGUCGCUGAACAUCGCUUUGCCCAAACGACUCAAUCUGGCGGCCCUGGGUUCUCCAAAGCGACCGACAACGGGACGCCGAAGGAGCAGUUCGAAGCCCAAGACAUUCGAUCCGAAAAUCGAGCAUGUCUCUUCGUUACAGAGAUCUUUUUCGCCUGCAGAAGGUGUGCGGUAUCUUCGCCACCAACACAAGUGGACGCUUUUCGACCUGCAAUAUGUCGUUCUUGCCAUGUUCUGUCUGUCCUCGUUGUACAUCAUCGAGGCGCACGCUCCUCUUAUCAAGUCGGCUGCCGUAGUGGCAUACACGCUGCUGCUAUUGACGCCAGUGACCAGCCAGUUCUUCCUGCCCUCCUGGCCGAUAUGGACGUACCUAUUGUACUUCUUUUCCAGUCGUUACAUUCCAACCGAAGUCCGCCCUCACAUUUGGGUAAAGGUUCUGCCGGCUUUGGAGAACGUUCUAUACGGGGCAAAUUUGUCCAACAUCCUCUCAGCGCAUACGCAUCCAAUCCUCGACGUCUUCGCCUGGAUCCCCUACGGUAUCGGACACUUUGGCAACCCCGCAAUCUGCUCCGCAUUGAUGUUCCUGUUCGCAGCUCCGAAGACGCUGCCGGUAUUCGCAAAAUCCUUCGGCUGGCUGAGCAUAUUCGGUGUCACCAUGGCUCUCGUGUUCCCGUGCACUCCGCCGUGGUACGAGAACAUGUAUGGCCUCGCGCCCGCCCAUUACGGAAUGCCUGGUUCACCCGCCGGCUUGGCACGAAUCGAUAAGCUCUUCGGAGUCGACAUGUACACCACGAGUUUCACAACCGCACCCGUGCCGUUUGGUGCCUUCCCAAGUCUGCACGCCGCGGACGCGACGCUCGAGGCUCUGUUCCUGAACUACUGCUUCCCCCGAUUCCGAGCCUUCUUCAUCUUCUACGUCGUCUGGCUGUGGUGGGCCACCAUGUAUUUGAGCCACCACUACGCUGUCGACUUAGUAGGCGGUAGCUUGUGCGCUGCCAUCAUCUUCUUUGUCGCCAGGACCAGAUACCUGCCCCACCAGCAGGGCGAAAAGUCGAACCGAUGGCAAUACGACUUUGUCGAGAUCGGUGAGAUGAAGAAGGCCGCCGACGAGGAGCUGGGCUACGGCCUAGGCUUGUUGGAAAGACGCGGCACAGGCGACGACGAUGAGUGGUCGGUUGGCAGCAGCACUCUGUAUAGCCCCACCAUCGCCAGCGGCAGCUCCAGUCCAGCUAGUCCUGUGCUCGAAGAAAACAGACGAAGCGCAGACUCUAGCAGUGCUGGCUCGGCAUCUCGUAACCGGUUUUGA
Molecule: messenger RNA, 1320 nt
Organism: Truncatella angustata
Lineage: Eukaryota; Fungi; Ascomycota; Sordariomycetes; Amphisphaeriales; Sporocadaceae
Product: PAP2 superfamily protein
Exons: 2
Coding region: 1-1320 (439 amino acids)
Biological process (GO): sphingolipid biosynthetic process; inositol phosphoceramide metabolic process
Cellular component (GO): inositol phosphoceramide synthase complex
Molecular function (GO): inositol phosphoceramide synthase activity
Source: RefSeq, a predicted model, not a curated record